AUGCUGUUCAUUGACUACAGCUCAGCGUUCAACAACAUAGUGCCCACGAAGCUCAUCACUAAGCUAAGGACUCUGAGACUUAGUCGCCUCCUGUACUCCCUGUUCACCCACGACUGCGUGAUCAAACACGACUCCAACACCAUCAUUAAGGUGCAGGUAGAAUUCUAUGUGAAUGAAAACACUUUCAAGGAGCGCCUCAAGCUGUUCUUCAUUAAAAACCAAAGAUCCAGUCUGAGGGUGAGGCUGUUCAACUUCUCUCUGAAAGUAUUGAGCUGUCUCCUCUACAUGGUCAGAGUCCUACUGGACGACCCACAGGAGGAGAGACAGGACUGUCUGGACUGUUCCAAACAGAAUGCAUCGGUCCACCCCAGCAGGACCCAGUUUGACUGGUCUCUUAUCAUCUGGGUGAAUAGGCCUCUGCCUCUGUGGGCUCUACAGGUGCUUGUAGCUUUCAUCAGCUUUUUCGAGACCAUGUUGCUUGUGUACCUCAGCUACAAGGGCAACGUUUGGGAGCAAGUGUUGCGUGUUCCCUUCAUCCUGGAGAUGAUCAGUGCUGUUCCCUUUGUGAUCACUGUGAUUUUGCCCUCCCUCAGAAAUCUGUUCAUCCCUGUGUUUCUCAACUGCUGGCUGGCCAAACAUGCCUUGGAGAACAUGAUAAAUGAUCUGCACCGGGCCAUCCAGCGUACUCACUCAGCUAUGUUCAACCAGGUCCUCAUCCUCAUCUGCACCCUGGUCUGCCUCAUGUUCACCUGUAUAUGUGGGAUCCAGCACCUAGAGCGAGCAGGAAACAACCUGACUCUGUUUGACUCGCUCUACUUCUGCGUGGUCACCUUCUCUACUGUGGGCUUCGGUGAUGUCACGCCCCAGAUAUGGCCUUCUCAGCUGCUAGUGGUCAUCAUGAUCUGUGUGGCGCUCAUCGUGCUUCCCAUACAGUUUGAGCAGCUGGCCUUCCUGUGGAUGGAGCGCCAGAAGUCUGGCGGGAACUACAGCCGAUACCGGGCCCAGACGGAGAAGCACGUGGUGCUGUGUGUCAGCUGCCUCAAGAUAGACCUCCUCAUGGACUUCCUCAACGAGUUCUUCGCUCACCCCAGACUGCAGGACUACUACGUGGUGAUCCUGUGCCCAGCAGAGAUGGAUGUACAGGUACGGAGGGUCCUCCACGUGCCCCUGUGGGCACAGAGGGUCAUCUACCUGCAGGGCUCCGCCCUCAAGGACCAAGACCUCAUGAGGGCCAAGAUGGACGAUGCUGAGGCCUGUUUUAUCCUCAGUAACCGAUUCGAGGUGGACCGCUUCGCUGCUGAUCACCAGACCAUUCUAAGAGCCUGGGCGGUGAAAGACUUUGCCCCAAACUGCCCCCUGUAUGUCCAGAUCCUCAAACCUGAGAACAAGUUCCACGUCAAGUUUGCAGAUCAUGUGGUGUGUGAAGAGGAGUUUAAGUAUGCCAUGCUGGCCCUGAACUGUGUGUGUCCUGCUACCUCCACCCUCAUCACCCUGUUGAUCCACUCCUCUAGAGGACAAACAGCACCCCCAGAGGCCUUCAGGCAACAUGCAGGAGCCUUCCAGCCCCUCAACAGGGAGGGCGGGGCAUGCUCAGCUGACCAGUGGCAGCGCACCUACCGCCGCUGCUCGGCCAAUGAGGUGCAUCACAUUUGUCUGGAGGAGAGCAAGUUCUUUGGGGAGUACCAGGGGAAGAGUUUCACCUUCGCCUCCUUCCACGCACACAAGAAGUAUGGUGUGUGUCUGAUUGGAGUGCGGAGGCUGGAAAAUGCCAACAUCCUGCUUAACCCAGGUCCCGGCCACAUCAUGGGCGGCUCAGACACCUGCUUCUACAUCAACAUUUCCAAGGAGGAGAACUCAGCUUUUGUCAGAGGCCACAGAGAGCCCACGCGGGGGGGCCCCAAGGGCAGUGACAGGGGGGUGGGGCCCCAGACCAUCUACCAUGGACUCACCAGACUGCCUGUCCACAGCAUCAUCGCCAGCAUGGGCACGGUGGCCAUUGACCUGCAGGACUCCAGUGACAGCAGCCCAGAGGGCCAGGGCCCGGGGGGAAUGACCCCGGACAGUGGGGGAGUUGGAGGUGGCAGGGCAAGCCGGACAGAGGGGGGGUUGGGGGGCGCUAACACCCUGGCCCUCCCAGCCACAACAGACUCUGCCGAGGAGAGACGCCACAGCAUCGCCCCUGUCCUGGAGCUGGUGGACGGGGUCAACUCAGCAACCUUCGACCCGCUGGGGGACCAAUCAGAGGACGAGGGCGGGGACGAGGGGAAGGAUGAGGGGGACGGAGACGAGAAUUGCCAGUGUUGGGGUGGACGCUGCGAGUGGGUGAAGGGGUACCCGCUGAACUCUCCGUACAUUGGCAGUUCCCCUGCCUUGUGUCACCUGCUGCAGGAAAAAAUGCCCUUCUGCUGCCUGCGCCUGGACAAGGCCUGCCACCACAUCCCGUUCGAGGACGCUCGGUCAUACGGCUUUAAGAACAAGCUGAUCAUCGUGUCGGCGGAGAGUGCAGGAAACGGCCUGUAUAACUUUAUCGCGCCCCUGAGGGCUUACUACCGCCCCAAGAAAGAGCUCAACCCCAUCGUGCUGCUACUGGAGAACAUACCCGAGCCAGACUUCCUGGAGGCUAUCUGCUGGUUCCCCAUGGUGUUCUACACAGUGGGCUCCAUUGACAAUGGUGUGUCUGAGGGUGGGCGGGGCUGGUCUGUGUUGCUACGGGAACCGUCCCAGUGGGUGGAGCUGGAGGGCGGUGACUACGUGUUUGACUUGAUCUCAGACCUGGAGUUGCCUUCUGACUUCUCCAAACAGAAGAACUACUUCAUCAUAUCAGCACAGGACUCCAGUAGGCUCAGGACCGACGCUAGCAUGUAG
Molecule: messenger RNA, 2865 nt
Organism: Oncorhynchus nerka (sockeye salmon)
Lineage: Eukaryota; Metazoa; Chordata; Actinopteri; Salmoniformes; Salmonidae
Product: potassium channel subfamily T member 1-like
Exons: 23
Coding region: 1-2865 (954 amino acids)
Biological process (GO): potassium ion transmembrane transport
Cellular component (GO): plasma membrane
Molecular function (GO): intracellular sodium-activated potassium channel activity; outward rectifier potassium channel activity
Source: RefSeq, a predicted model, not a curated record